Molecule: messenger RNA, 414 nt
Organism: Protopolystoma xenopodis
Lineage: Eukaryota; Metazoa; Platyhelminthes; Monogenea; Polystomatidea; Polystomatidae
Source: the annotation of a GenBank genome assembly
AUGUACCACAUACUGUCUUUAUUUGAUAGCUUUGAAAACCGGCCUGGCCUAAAGCUACCAAAGAUCUUUCAUGUCAAUUGGUUUCGCAAGGACUCUCAUUCAGGCAAGUUCCUAUGGCCUGGAUUUGGUGAGAACAUGCGGGUGAUUGACUGGAUCCUGCGCCGAAUAGAUGGAGAUGUCGAGGCGCGCAAAACUAGUAUUGGUCUACUGCCACACCUGAAUGACAUCAACUUGUCUGGCUUGUCGCAAAGGCCCGAUAUGGAGCAACUUUUCCAGCUGUCAAGUGAGUUUCUCCACAGAGAAAUAGCGGAUAUCCGACGUUACUUCGAGGACCAGUUAAGCCAAGAUUUGCCAACUCCAAUAGCCCAGGAACUGGAGGAAUUUGAAAAACGAGUUAAUACGAUGUCAUGUUAA